Gracilinanus agilis (Agile Gracile Mouse Opossum) is the source of this 2850-nucleotide messenger RNA. It is a transcript of the gene KLF10, whose product is annotated as Kruppel like factor 10. The record is from RefSeq and is a predicted model, not a curated record. NCBI's taxonomy places the organism in Eukaryota, Metazoa, Chordata, Mammalia, Didelphimorphia, Didelphidae. Gene Ontology annotation, biological process: regulation of transcription by RNA polymerase II. Gene Ontology annotation, molecular function: DNA-binding transcription factor activity, RNA polymerase II-specific; RNA polymerase II cis-regulatory region sequence-specific DNA binding. The annotation marks the transcript as partial. The transcript has 3 exons.
AGAAUAGAAAUGAUUUUUGAAAAACAAAAAGAAGGUGGAUGUUCCUGGAACAAUACUACAGAGAAGAGUGAUUUUGAGGCUGUAGAAGCCCUUAUGUCUAUGAGCUGCAGUUGGAAAUCUGAUUUCAAGAAAUACACUGAAAUUAGACCAAUCACACCAGCAUCUGAUGUGUCAGAAGAAACCGAAGAGGGCUUGCUACCUGGCACAUCUGAUUUCCAUACGAUACCAGCAUUUUGUUUGACUCCACCCUAUAGUCCUUCAGACUUUGAGGCCUCCCAAGUACCCAAUUCAGUGGUGCCAGCGCCAUCUACUGGACACUUCAAAUCAUUUGCAGACACUUCAAAGACUCUGGUUGCAGCCACUUUUAAAGAGAAUGAUCAGGGCCUCUUACCAGCCCCAAGACCUUUGAAAGCUCAGGCCACAAGUGUAAUCCGACAUACAGCUGAUGCGCAGUUAUGCAAUCACAGAACCUGCCCCGUGAAAGCAGCCAGUAUGUUAAAAUAUCAGGACAAUGUUUUUAAAAGAAGAACUCACCUAAGCGCUGAGACCACGAGGAAAAAUGUACCUUGUGCAGCUGUGUCACCAAACAGAUCCAAAUGUGAGAGCAUCACAGUAACACAUGUGGAAGAAAAAGCAGGUGCUGCUUUUAAUGACUUUUCAGUGCCUUCUUCAGAGACUGUUAUCUGUAGCCCUCAGCAACUUCCUGCAUCCCCCAAACAAAAGUCAGUAUUGGUCCCACCACGUGCUCCGUCAGCAAGUGGAGUUCCUCCCAUGCCAGUCAUUUGCCAGAUGGUUCCCCAGAUGGUCCCCCUCCCUACAAACAACCCUGUUGUAACAGCAGUUGUCCCCAACACUCCACCUAGUCAACAACCAGCCCUUUGCCAGCCUGUUGUGUUCAUGGGAACCCAAGUCCCUAAGGGUGCUGUUAUGUUUGUUGUGCCGCAGUCUGUGGUCCAGAACCCUAAACCUCCGGUGAUGAGCCCAAAUGGCACCAGACUGUCUCCCAUUGCUCCUGCUCCAGGUUUUGCCCCUUCUGCAACAAAAGCUACAGCACAGAUUGAUUCGCUGAGAAUAAGAAGCCACAUUUGCAGUCACCCAGGAUGUGGAAAGACUUAUUUUAAAAGUUCUCACUUGAAAGCCCACAUGAGAACACAUACAGGAGAGAAACCUUUUAGCUGUAGCUGGAAAGGUUGCGAGAGGAAAUUUGCCCGCUCAGAUGAACUCUCUCGACAUCGAAGAACACACACGGGUGAGAAGAAGUUUGCCUGUCCGAUGUGUGAUCGGCGGUUCAUGAGAAGUGACCAUUUGACCAAACAUGCCCGUCGCCAUUUGUCAGCAAAGAAGCUCCCAAAUUGGCAGAUGGAAGUGAGCAAGUUGAAUGACAUUGCUUCUCCCCCAACACCUGCUACUGCACAGUGAAGUGUAAUAAUACCCGAAAACAGACAUCAGAACUAAUGUUGGUCGCAGCCACAAUCAGCAGUGAUGUAAAAGUGCUUCCACCCUGGCUCUGGGGUGCUUCGGUGCCCUUUGGGGGUGGGGCUACAGUGGCCUCUGGGGAAGGCCCACUCUGGGUUAGAGAUGACAAGAAGCAGCGAUACGGGCAGAAAGGGGGCCGGUCACUAACAGAAGGGCAGAUUCCAUUUGCACAUGAGGAAGAAGAGUCUUUACUUCUUUUGAAGGUUUCAGCUCGGGACAACACAGGCAGCACAGGUUUUGGAAUUGGUGUGCAUAAUUUGUUAGCACAUUUGCUCUUACUUGAGACCAACUUUCAGUGGCAUCCGUUUAAAAUAUUUGGUUUUGAGAGAGCAUAGACAGGAUAGAAAAACGGUACUGAAGUAGACAUGUAACAUUGGUUUGCAUUAAUUACUACGAAUAUUGUCAUCUUUUCCUAGCUAAGUGAUUAUCUUGUUUCUUCAUAUCUCUAUAGUUAGUGAAUGCAGUUGUCAACUAUAUUGGCAGUUUUCCACAACUGUCCGUAUUUGGAAUUGAGUAAAAUGAGAUGAGCCAUUUGUGGCUGGAGAGGACCAACAAAAUUGGAAUCCUCACAAAUUUAAUUACUUUGAUGUAUAGCUCCUUGGUUUUUACUUUUUUGUUUUCAAUCACGAAGUUAAAACAAAUAACUAUUCAAGCAUCUCAUGAUGCUUUAAAAUUUUAGUUUGCCUGCAGUUUCCAAGUGUAGUUUUGAAAAUUGUAUACCAAUGUGUUUUCUGUAAAGUCUGAGAUACACUGCACUUUGUUUAAAAAAAAAAAAACCUGAAGAUUAAAAAAUCUUGCAGUUUUAAGAAGGGACAUCAAGAAUAAGUUACUCUUUGAAAGAUGGUUCUAUUAUAGGUAAAAUAUCCUUAUGUAAUAAGGAUACGAUGUGUGUUGUUUUGAACUAGAAAGUUAGUGGGGGUUUUAUUGUUUUUUAAGUUCAUGAAAGGACAGUAAAAAAGUCAGUCCUAUUUAUAAAGACUUUUUAGGGUAGAGGGGAGGUGGGAAUAAUUAGUACAGAAUUUCGUUAACAGUAUUUCUAUUAUAUCCUGUUGUAUCGUGGAAGUUAUACACAGUAGAGCAAAGUGAACUGUUUGGCAUAUACAAUGAAAUUUUCAUUAUAUUGUUCCUUCAUUUAACAUUUUUCUAUGUAUCAGGUUUAAUUUUUAAGCAUUCAGGUAAAGGCCAAAAAGCAAUAUUACCUCUUCAAAUUUUUUCUUCUUACUAACAAUUUCAAAACUUGGCCCCAUGGGAAACAUUAUAGAGAAGUUUCGUUGUAAUGUCAAAAACAUUCUUGUGACUACUUUUAAGAUUUGCACAAUAUUUCUUAUGUUGUACUUUAUAUCUUGUUUACAAUAAAUAAUUUCCUUUGCUAUA